Messenger RNA from Penicillium canariense, 1620 nucleotides. Its product is annotated as aminoglycoside phosphotransferase family protein. The record is from RefSeq and is a predicted model, not a curated record. The coding region runs from base 1 to 1620 and encodes 539 amino acids. Lineage: Eukaryota; Fungi; Ascomycota; Eurotiomycetes; Eurotiales; Aspergillaceae. The transcript has 4 exons. Gene Ontology annotation, cellular component: mitochondrion.
AUGACAGCGCCAAACCCCGAGUUUGAGCACUUCUUUCGUUAUACAAGCGGGCGAUGGCUCUGGGAUGAAGAACAACAGCUUCAGAACAGGUAUAAGACCUUCAAUGUUGCUGAGCUUCAAGCCUUAGCAGCCAAGGCCAUUGGCUCCGACGGCUGCGUCUCAAUAAUAAAGUUGGCAGAGGGAGGAUACAACAAGGUCUUCCGUUUGAUUAUGACAGACGGGAAAACCGUGCUUGCCCGUAUCCCAAAUCCAAAUGCCGGCCCCCGGUUUUAUACGACUGCCUCCGAAGUUGCUACUAUGGAGUUCGUAAGUUCAUCCUUCCACUUUCAAGCGCAGGAGGCGACUGGCUUAUACUCCUGCAAGGCUCGAGAUUUCCUCCAUAUUCCCGUGCCUUACGUGUUGGGUUGGAGCGCUACAUCUAAUAACCCCGUUGGCUCGGAAUAUAUUCUCAUGGAAGAGGCGACCGGCACACAGCUUGGAGUACUUUGGGAUGAGCUCAGUCCUGAUCUCAAACUCUCCAUUAUGCGAGAGGUAGUGUCCAUUGAGUCAAAGAUGCUGUCGGUGUCGUUUUCACACUUUGGCAGCAUAUAUUUUGCGAGCGACGCCGUGGAGGGUGCAGUUCCAGCUCAAGUUACCAGCGAGGCGUCCCCCGAACUGAAAGAGAAGAUAUACGAGAAGUUCAGUAUCGGACCUACUGUUGACAGGGACUUUUGGCACAAACAGCGCUCUUCGAUGGAUAUCUCGCGGGGACCCUGGUCAAUUCCCAAGGAUUAUGCGUUAUGUGUUGGCUGGCGUGAAAUACAAUGGAUUAAAAAUUACGCGGUUCCGAAACCACCCAGCGAGGCUAUGUUGGUCUCAUCAGCUCAAAAUAGCCCACAAUCACAUCUGCAGCUGCUGGAGAAAUACCUCAAAGUGGCACCUUCCAUUGUGGACAUUGAACCCAUCCUCAGUCGCCCUACGUUGUGGCAUGGAGACCUUCACUCCUCAAAUUUUUUUGUGAAAGAUGGUCAUAUAACGGCUGUCAUUGAUUGGCAAGGCACGUGGGCUGGGCCACUCUUCCUUCAAGCUCAGCCAUCCCCGCUUGUUGACUACCAAGGUGACAUUUUACUUCAACGCCCGGACAACUUUGACGACCUUGACCCUGAGCAACAAGCUCAGAUUAAACGAAAAAUAUUCAAAUCGACGCUAUACCAGCUUUAUCUGCUGGAAACCGAGAAACGCAACCCCUUGCUUACAAAAGCAUUCCAUAUGGACCAUGGAAAAACAAGGCGUCUUUCGGUUCAACUGGCCGGGAAUACAUGGGAUGAUGACAUUGUCUCUUUUCGGGAGGCGCUCAUCAACAUUGAAAGGUUUUGGCACGAGCUGGGCAUUCAAGGUGGAUGCCCGUAUCACUACACACAGGAUGAACUACAUAACCACGCGGUCGACGCAGAGGGCUGGAAUGAGGUCCAGGACUUUUUUGACAGUAUUGAAGGCCUUGUUCAAAGGGAUGGCUGGACACAUCCUGACACGUUCGAUGCAGCCUUUGAAUUCUUCUCAGAACUCAGAAAACGGGGUCUCGAGCGUAUGAAAGGCGAAGAAAAGCACAUUUUCGAAAAACAGACCCGUUGGGCCAAAUGA